UUUCCUUUUCUAUCUUAUUCAUCUUUCUCUCUCUAGAAUCAACUGUCUUUAUCUCUCUAUAAUUCUUUCCUUUUCAUUUUCUCUUUCCCUCAGAAAUUUUCCGAGUUGCCAAACACCGAGAGAAUCCUCCAGAACCUUCUCUUUCCCCUGCCUAAGGUUGCGGAUUCCCCGCGCCUUCAUCGAUUCGCGUUUUCUCGCUUGAUUUUCCAGUUUGUUACAGAGAGCGAGAAAGCAGAGAAGAGUGGUUGAACUUUUUGGAUAAUCGAGCUGUAUGAACUGGUUCGGGAAGCUGGAUUUAUCAUCGAAUUUGAAUUUCAAUCACUUCGUUACUUGUUUGUUGAUUUUUUUCCUCCAUUUUUCGCCUCAAUCGCUCUCUUCCAUCUUCAAAUCUGAGAACAAUUACCCCGAACUGUUGUUAACCUAUAGUAACAGUAAUCUCAAUUGUAAUCGAGAUUUUUAUUCGCAAUAUGGAGUCAAGAAAUAAGAGUAGUAAUCCCCAAUUAACCAGAGGUCUUUGCUAUGGAAACGUUAAGAGGCAGCAGGAGAGGUCACCAUCUGUUAUUGUCAUCGGUGGUGGCAUGGCUGGGAUUGCUGCUGCUCGUGCACUUCAUGAUGCUUCAUUCCAGGUUGUUCUCUUAGAGUCAAGGGAAAGAGUUGGUGGCCGAAUUCACACUGACUACUCAUUUGGCUUUCCUGUUGACCUGGGAGCAUCGUGGUUGCAUGGAGUUUCCAAGGAGAAUCCACUGGCUUCAUUGAUUGGGAGGCUGGGGCUACCCCUCUACCGUACUAGCGGGGAUAACUCUGUGCUCUAUGACCAUGAUUUGGAAAGCUAUGGACUUUUUGAUAUGGAUGGGAAUCAAGUUCCCCAAGAGUUGGUAACAAAAGUUGGUGAAGUAUUUGAGACAAUUUUACAGGAGACAGAUAAAGUAAGACAGGAAAUUAGUGAAGACAUAUCUAUACAUCACGCCCUUUCAAUUGUUUUUGAAAGGAAGCCAGAAUUGAGGUUGGAGGGGCUUGGCCAUAAGGUGCUACAGUGGUACUUAUGCAGAAUGGAGGGCUGGUUUGCGGCAGAUUCUGAUACAAUUUCACUGAAAUGGUGGGACCAGGAAGUACUGCUCCCUGGUGGUCAUGGUCUUAUGGUCAGGGGCUAUUUGCCUGUUAUACAUACCCUAGCCAAGGGUCUCGAUAUUCGCCUGGGGCACAGGGUCACAAAAAUAAUUAGGCGAUAUAAUGGAGUAAAGGUGACUGUGGAGAAUGGGAAAACAUUUGUUGCUGAUGCUGCUAUUAUUGCUGUCCCUCUUGGGGUACUUAAAGCAAAGAGCAUAUCAUUUGAGCCAAAGCUCCCAGACUGGAAGGAAGCUGCCAUUGCUGAUCUUGGGGUUGGACUUGAGAAUAAAAUAAUUUUACACUUCGAAAAUAUAUUUUGGCCUAAUGUAGAGUUCUUGGGAGUAGUUGCAGAGACAUCUUAUGGAUGUAGUUACUUCCUUAAUCUCCACAAGGCUGCAGGUCAUCCUGUCCUUGUUUAUAUGCCUUCUGGGCGGCUUGCCAAAGACAUUGAGAAAAUGUCCGAUGAAGCAGCUGCUAACUUUGCUUUCAUGCAGCUCAAGAAGAUCCUUCCUGAUGCUACUUCACCGAUUCAGUAUCUUGUGUCUCGGUGGGGCUCAGAUAUAAAUUCACUAGGUUCUUAUAGCUAUAAUGCAGUAGGGAAACCCCACGAACUUUAUGAGAGGCUACGGGUUCCGGUAGAUAACUUGUUCUUUGCAGGGGAAGCAACAAGUAUGAGCUAUCCAGGGUCUGUCCAUGGUGCAUUCUCCACCGGAAUGAUGGCUGCUGAAGAUUGCAGGAUGCGUGUGCUUGAACGAUACGGAGAGCUUGAUCUAUUACAGCCAGUGAUGGGAGAGGAGGCUUCUUUGUCUAUCCCGCUUCAGAUUUCUCGUAUGUAAAUCGUCGAGUCACACAUCCUAAUGGAUAGAAGAUAGAUUCCCAUGCUUAUUUAUUAGGAUUUUGGUGACACUUCUGUUCCGUUGACCAACAGUCCAAGUACAUGUAUAUUAUGCAGUUGCCUUUUGUGUUGCAUGUCCGUGUUUAAUGUUGUGAAGAACUGGUAAUGUUAAUAUUGGUACAUGGGAGGCGUUGGGACUUCUAGAGGAGUUGCAUCAUUAGUUUGAAGAUGCUUCUGUAUUCAUGCUGUUAUAAUUGCGUUAUAAAUAUGGGGAUAAUUUGGUGUUUUCUGUUCCGUCUUAUAAACUUCAUUUU
This is a messenger RNA of Gastrolobium bilobum, 2256 nucleotides long. Its product is annotated as polyamine oxidase 2-like. Bases 468 to 1943 code for a protein of 491 amino acids. The transcript has 10 exons. The record is from RefSeq and is a predicted model, not a curated record. Gene Ontology annotation, cellular component: peroxisome. Gene Ontology annotation, biological process: polyamine catabolic process. Gene Ontology annotation, molecular function: polyamine oxidase activity. NCBI's taxonomy places the organism in Eukaryota, Viridiplantae, Streptophyta, Magnoliopsida, Fabales, Fabaceae.